AACUGUUUUGCAUGCCAUCCAUACAGAUCAUUUCACCACAUCAGUACAUUGAGGUAGUACAAAGAAAAAGCACUAACAGAAUAUGGAAUAUGCUUAAAUAGGCAAGGCAUAGAAGGAUAUGGUCCUAAUGCAGGCAAAUGGGAUGACUUAUGAUGUCCAAAAAGGUCUGCAUGGACAUGAUGAGCUGAAAGGACCCGCUGAGUUCUUCCAGCAAUUAGUUUUUUGCAGAAGACCACAAGGAGAGAGAUUAAGACAGAUCAGGUGAUAAGGAGCAUAAGCACUGGCCAUUAGCAAGAUAUUUGAAAGAAAUGGGUUGAGAAAGGGAUGCAAGUUUGGUAAUGGGAAAUGAUGAGAGUGCAGUUUACCUGAAGUUGGAGAAUUCAAGAAAGAUACAAGAGACUGCAGAUGCUGGAAUCUGGAGCAAUACACAAAAAGCUGGAGGAACUCAGUGGGUCAGGCAGCAUCUAUGGAGAGAAAUGGGACAGUCAACAUUUCGGGUCUAGACCCUUUUGUUCUUUCCAAAAGGUUACAAAGUGCCUGGACUUAAGAUGUUCUUCUAGUUUAUGUUGGGUCUCAGCGUAUGGCAGUGGAGGAGGUCACAGACAUGUUGGAAAGGAAAUGGGACUAAGAAUUAAAGUGGCUUUUCUUAUUUUCAUUGUGGGCAGCAAAUGCAGCAAACUAAAUUGGAAAGGCAUGAAAAUUUCUGCUUCAUCUGGAAAGGUUAUUUGCAAAGGGCCUUGACGAGCAUGGAUGAACUAUCUACAAGGAUGAGAGUGACAACUCCUAUGGUUGAGUGGGAAGGUACUUCAGAAUGGGAGAGGGCAAGUGGUGAAGUUGGAAGAGUGAAUCAAAGCCGACCAGAACACAUUUCACACUAUCAACAUUCACAGUUUUAUUCUUCUGGUAAUUUCAAAUAAUUAAUCAACAUCUUCAACUUCCUCCAGGCCUAAAUUUUUGUUAUUAAUCUCUUUAACAACCUUGUUCACAUUGCACUGUCACCUUUGCUAUUUCAUCUAUUCUGCCUCUUACCCUUAUCACAGUCCAACCUUCUCCCCACCUCUCCCCUUUCUCUGCUCCUUAAAAUUUGUUUUAUCCAUAAAUUUCAGUAAAUAAAAAAAAUGAAAGGUUAGUGAUCUGAAAUGUUUUUCUCUUUCCACUGAAACUGCUGAUUAUUUCCAGCACUUCCUGUUAUUUCAAACUUCCAGCAUCUGCAGCGAAACUUUUGGAUGCCUUUUUAUAUGGCUCAGUCCCAUAUUCUGUUUGAUAACUCUCCUGUGAAGCACCUGGGGACCUUUUACAAAAUCCGAGUUGCAGUUGUUCCCGAAUGAACGAAGAUGUUCGGCAAGCUCACUCUGUGCACGACCUCCCCCAAUAGACAAGCGAGCACAGUAAUCCAAAGUGAAAUAAGUGCGUUGUGUAGAAACAUCAGGAAGACCCAAAUGUGUUGUUUGAACAUUCAGACACAAGGUUUUGUCUGCUUAAUUGUUUAUGGGUCGAGAAGUCGGGUAGCUGCACCCUGUUUUGCUGCAGGAACCUUGUCUUCUGUGGAUGGGAGUUGGGGCGGGGCAGAGUGUUGGGCUGGAGAGAGAGAAGGGGGGGCAAUGCCGUGGCAGGGAGCCCCCAGUGGGACCUUCACCUGAGGCGGUGGACGUCCGGCCUUCACCGAACCCUGUUCAAAUUCGAACACGGCCUCGGGUUCUUUCCGUUAAUGCUUGGAACUGUUUACCGUUAUGUGGCGACGGCUAAUCUGCUCCCACGCAACCUAACUUGAAACAAAGGAGCGGGGCGGGCGUUGUCACCGUGUCCUUUGCGCCCCCUGCAUGGCGAUUGGCCGGCGGGAGAACACUACGGCCAGCCGUUGGCUCGGCCGCCCGUCAAUCAGCCGCGGCUCGGGCCGGGAGACGACCUUUCCUUGGAGAGUAGGUUGAGGCGGAGCAGGCGCCCGGCAGUUGCCGUGUCGGGAAGGUGAGGCGACCGCUCGCUGUCUUCCUCUCGUACCCCCGGGAACUGAAGAUGGUGCGCGGAUAGAAACAGUGAGCGACACCUCAGUUGGAAAGCGGGUGCUUCUGCUGCCCGAGGUUGCCAUUCUUGAUAAGCAGUAAUCAAAAUGUGCUUUGAUGAACAAUGGAUAUCCCUGAAUACUUAGAUUUGGAUGCAAUAGAUUUUAGUGAUGAUACGUUUGGCAGUUCUGCAGCAAAAGCCCUUCCUGAGCUGUACAAAAGAUCUGAUAUGCAAAAUGAAGAUCGAAUAGUUUCUAGUUCAAAUUGGCCUUCUGGAAGUACAGCAUCAGCUGGUAGUGGAAUAAAAUCCAAAGGCACUGCAGAUGUGUACAGUAAAUUCAGACCCGUGAAACGAGUUUCACCUCUCAAGCAUCAACCGGAGAAACCUGAAAAUGACAAGCAAACUGAGGAGCAUGAACUUAAGGGUGAUUACAAAAAACAAGAGGAUGCUGAAAAUCCAAAUCUGUUCAAUACUUUUUGCCACAGCAAUGGGCAGUGCUUUAGGAUCAAAGAUGCUCAGACCAACACUUUGCUUGAUGAACUUGAACACUACGAUUUGGAUAUGGAUGAAAUUUUGGAUGUGCCUUAUAUCAAAUUAAGCCACUUUCCUUCCCAGAAAUGUAGUCCUUUCAAAAAGGCUGCCCUGGAGAGUAACGCAAGCAUGGGCAUGAGAGAUGAUGGCAGCAGGAUCUGCUCAGCAGUGAAGGCUGAGAACCCUUCAAACAACUUAACACAGUUCUGUAUUUUGUCACCAGUAAAUAGCUUAGAGUUGAGGAAAGCAAAAACAAUUGCCAUAAACCAACAAGGGCAAGCAACUGGAAAUUUAGAGAGUUCUCAAACACCAAAUAACUGUGGUUCUGUGCAUGAUGCUGAAGCCCAGAGUAAAAACUUGGGCAGCCGGACUGCAAGUUUGUUUGUUGAUCCACAUGGACAUAAAGUUGGCAGUGCGCUACCAAAUUCUCAACCAAGGACAUCGACUCUGCAGUCCUCAAAGGGGAGCAAACUAGAAGAAGGAAACAGUACUAAAAAUGGGAUUACCAUGGCAGGAUCUGGAGAAAAGAGCGAGGAAGCAAAAAAUGUUAAAAGUAUUUUAAAUAUAGUCAGAGAAGGACAGAUUUCACUUUUGCCGCACUUAACCGUUGACAAUCUGGAGAAGAUUCAUGAUGAAAACGGAAAUAAUCUACUACACAUUGCUGCCUCGCAAGGACAUCUUGAAAGUUUACAGCAUCUGACUACUUUAAUGGCAGAAGAAUGCUUGACAGAACGUAAUAAUGAGAAGUUAACACCAUCUUCAUUAGCUGUGAAGGAAGGAAAGCUUGAAUGCCUUCGAUGGCUGAUGAGUGAGACUGAAGCCAUUGCUGAACUGAGUCCUUCAGAUGGUUAUCCUGCUCUUAUACAUUAUGCAGCAUGCUAUGGUCAGGAAAGGGUCCUUCUGUGGCUUCUACAAUAUAUGCAAGAACAAGGAAUAUCUUUGGAUGAGGUUGAUCAGUAUGGAAACACUGCAGCUCAUGUUGCAACUCAGCAUGGUCAUCUGACUUGCCUUCAGACUUUGGUUGAAUAUGGAGCAAAUGUGACUAUACAGAAUCAAGAUGGAGAGAAGCCUUCCCAGACUGCAGAACGGCAUGGGCACACUACUUGCUCACGUUACCUGGUAGUUGUAGAAACCUGCAUGUCUCUAGCAUCACAAGUAGUGAAGUUAACAAAACAACUAAAAGAGCAAACAGUGGAGCGGGUCAGUUUACAAAACCAACUGCAGUAUUUCCUACAAGACCAGGCAACAGAAACAUCUGAACUUCAAUCUCCCAGUUCCUCUAUGCCAUCUGAAAACAGUAAGAAGAAAAAUAAUUUAUCGGCUGAUCAAAAGGUGACUGCUCUAAAUGCAAAAGGGAAUGCAACUAUUUACAGCACUGACUCAAAACCAAAGACUACCACAAUAGCGAUGCUGAAACAGAAAGGUGAAGAAGCAGACAAAAUUAUCCGUCAACUUUUGGGAGAAGAGAUUUCUGGAAAUGUGUGCACACAAGAAAAACUUUCUUUGGAAUUUCAAGAUGGGCAGGAGGCAAGUGUUGUGACAGGUUCUGCAAGAAAAGCUCUGAGAGACAAAAGGGAACUUAAACUGACUAGACUCAGAUAUUCUCAGAGAUCCUCUAGUGAGUCAGACACUGAUACCCAUGUCAGUGAAGAUCAGAAGAAUUCUCCCAUUAAAAGAGAUAACAAGCCACGACCACAGCCCAUUGUUGAAAAAGAGGAAUGCACUGCAAAAGUACAGUUCAUGAUUAAAAAGCACACUUCAGCAAUAGGCAGAAUGUUCCCUUUUGUCCCUAAAGCCUCUGGUGCAUCAGAGGACCAAAGUCAUUCUCCUGUUGCUGAAAGCAAUGAUAAAUUUCCGGACUGUCAGCAUCAGAUGAGAAGUCCAGUCAGGACUCAACUUACUGAGGACCCAUUUCUUCUUUGUGCUGACAAUGGUGAUAUUGGUGCCAUACAAAAAAUGACAAACAGUCCUAAAAGUGCUCUUAAAUCACCAGCUUCAAAAAGUAGAACUUCUCAGAAUUUAAAACUGAGAGUCACCUUUGAGGAACCUGUUGUGGAAAUUGAGCAACCAGUUUAUGAGUCAGAUAAUAGGAAGGAUACAGAAAGUGAAAAAACAUUGCCAAAAUCUCCAACUAGUUUAGAAAUCAUUGAGCCAUUGAAUAGAUAUGUUGGACAUUUUCGUUCACCAGUGGAAUCCAUAAAUACUAACCAGAACAACAACAACUCACAAGCUGUCAAUUUAAACAUGGAUUAUAUCCCCAAUUUACCACUGAACUCUGCAGGGAGAAAAGCUGGAGGUUCAAAACCAAGUCUUUUAACACCAACAAAAGUUAAUACUAAGACAGUGAGUGUGGUAAAAUCUACAAAAUAAUCCAUUCUUUAAAUCUUUAUCACACACUUAAAAAGCCAAACUAACUUUUUUAAACUACAAAAUAGAGUCAAAUUUUAUUUUGGGUACAUUUGUAUAGAAGAAACUGAGCUGAACAAAUCUAAAUAAAAAUGUUGACUUUUUUUCUACAUUUUAAAGAUACUAAUGUAAAGUUAAAAAGAUAUAGGUAAUAGUUCCAAAGUUUCUUGCAAAUAUGCUGUGAUUGUUUCUACAUUAUAAAUUUUCAGUAUUUUAUAAUAUAAAUUGUAGAGUAGGGAAGUGGGAGAUGGUGUUUAAAAUUGGUGUUCUGCACAAAAUCAAUAGCUACCACAAAAAACAAAUUACAAAAAUAUAUUGAUUUUCUUUGUCCAUUAUGCCAAUUUUUUUCCUCCUCUCUGGUGGCACUGACAUCUUGACCAACUAACUAUCGCUUUGUGUCAUGCUGGAGAAUGUCUUCAAACUAUAGAGGGCAUCACACUGACUGUAUCCUGUGAUUAGCCAUAUCCUUUGCUGGAUAACACUAAAGCAUUGGAACAAGAUCAUUUUGUUCCCUUCCAAACUUAACAUGGUGAUUCUAAGGACAGGUAUAAAGUCACAAUUGCAUACUGUCCAAAAUCAAUACUCAGCACAAACCCAGAAUUAAAACUAGGAUUGCACGGUCUGCGUGGGUCAGCGAUUCAAUGCUUUGAUCUCCUGAACCAUGACUAAAAUUCAGAAAAAAAAAUUGAGACUCUGUUGGAUGGUUUAAGGAUCAGUAUUCUUUUUUACUUUUGGAGCUGGAUUUGAAUUCUGUUUUCUUCUUGCCACAAAAAAUAUUAUGAACAAUUUUAUUCUCUACUCUUUGUCAGGUAUAUUUUUAAAAAAUCAAAUUUUUAGCAAUCAGUACAAAAUUGCUUGCCUUUGCAACAAUUUUUACUGAAGGAAGGUCAAACACAGAUUUUUCUUUUGAGUUAGGGCUUAAGGUGCACUUAAGUACUAUUCCAGGAGAUUUACUUUGAACAUAAAAUGGGAAAAUGUUCAUUAGGUGAACCAAAAAUUGUCAUUUCCCCAACAGUCAUAUCCUCAGAUUAAAGAGCACAAAAUUAUUGUUACUGUCUUUUGCAAAUGACCUUGAUUGUAUUGCAACACAACUCAAACUGAAACUUCACAUUAACCUGCCUAGUCUCUUCUGAAUUCUUCAUUCUCUUGUCAAGAUUCAGUUUGAUUAUUUGCAGUCUUAUCUUGAGCCAUAUCUUUGGCAUACAUGCAAGCCUUGCCAUAUCCAUGGCUAUUCAUUACCUGUGGUGUGAAUCUACAAUGGAGUAGCUCUUCCCUUGCACCAGAAUUGCUGUUCACCUGCCCCAGAUGCUCACUGUUACAGCAUGGCUCUGGGUGCAAUUUUUCAUUGGAAAUCCAGUUCCUAAUGCCUCAAUGUGGCUUAGUGCAACAUAGGGGCUGCACCCACAGAACUACUUUGUCACCUCAUCAGAGUUGGUACCUCAUCAGCUGUAAAAGUCGUCUGUGUAACUGACUGUGACAUCUGAGUUAUCACAAUCUAUCAGUAAUAUUUAGGAUCUGUUUCAAAACAAAACCUACACUAAACAUGUAUGCACGCUAAAUAUCAAUGAAAAACUAUAAAACUCACUUAAAUAAUUAAAAGGUUUUUUUCCCAGUUCAUUUGGUUUCAUUUGAAUGGGGACUGAUUAACUUUGGCAGGUUGAAUCUAGUGCAAACUCAACAGGCAAUCUUCUCAACCUGGAGAGCUGGGAAUGUUGCUGAAGUUCACACUUCCCCAUUAGAUUCUAUGAGGAGUCCAAUAGUGCAUCACAGGCAGGUCACAGGGCUGAAGAUGCCAGCUUAAUCCCCUGUCCGUGCUGGAAACUGCUACUUCGGGGAAACACAGGGAAAUCCCAGCAUUAGCACCAGCGUAAGUUUGGAGGAUUUGGGUUCAUGUUGCUUUGUCCUAAUCCUCAUCUCCUUCUCCUCCCACUCAUUUCCUCUCCAACUGACCACAGUGGGAUAAUAAACCAAGACAAUCUUUGUGACCUGAUGCAGAAAUUGUAUCUGCCAUUUACCACAACUCUUGCCCACUGUCAGUUUCCUUAACCAUGUUUUUGCACCUUUCUUUGCCCUUACGCUUAGAGGAUCUAUCUUUAUUAGUGGUCUAGAAUAACCCUCUUUGAUCCUUCACCUCAAAGCUAUAGAGCUGUGGUCCACACUUCCCAUGCUAGAAGGGGAUUAAUGUAAUAAGUGAAAGCAUUCAAAGGCAUCCACUAUUCCUGCAUCCUUGAAAGAAUGCUAGACUCAUCUUGAUCCCUCUUAUCACUGCUUGAAACAUUGAGUGUGUAGAAUUACAAGAUUGCCCAUCUUUUUGCUUACAGCCACUGAAUGACUCAUUUUCAUAUUUCCGUCUUUUUAUCCUGAGAAUUAUCAUCCCAUUUCUAACCACCUCUUUGUUUUCAACAAUGUCCUUGAGCAUGUUGACUCCUUGUAUUUUGCCAGUUUAUCCUGUAACUACAUUCAAGUCUUCCCUCUCUGGUUUCCAACUUUUAUCAGGCAUGAACUUCAAUAAUAUGUUAACUUCUUUGUGAUUGUGGACCAAGUCUUCUUGACUGCUUGAGAUAGCUGCAUCUCUUCACUAUCUCCCUUCUUCAACAGACCAGUUGUAUGGUACUAAUUAUUUAAGGUUUCUUCCUCAUUUAUCUCGGAGUCACCACAGAUUCUUAUGCAGUGGAUUCUCUGCCCUUUCCCAUGUCAUUACCUCCAAUGUAGUCAAACUACUUUUCCAUUUCCCUCUCAACUUGUCAUUUACUUGUUUUCUUCGAUUGUCAUCAUUUGCCUGCACUGAGAAGCUUCUGUAUAUAUGUUGUUGAUACUCUCCUUUUCCUAUCCAUCAUCUCCCUUUAUCUCACAGCUGCCUCUUCAACUUUGUUGGAAGAGUUGAAACUUCCCACAGUGAUGGAAUAUCAUCUUUUCAAUAACCCAUCCUCAGGUCUCCAUCUCUGACCAAUGUUUCAGAUUGAAUUGGAUUGUUUAAAAUUUUGGAAUCCUGUUUAAAUAUGCUUUUUUCAUAUCCCAUACACAUUGACAAUAGCUCUGUUAUUUACAUCUGUUUCAUUGCCUGUCUGUGCUCUUGCUCUUUGAUGCUGAAACUUUUAUACAUCCAGGCUUGAAUAUAGUUGCCUUCUGUUUGCCUUUCUGAAUUCCAGCUGCAUUCGUCUUGUCCUACAUUAAAUCCCUGUGCCUUUCAUUAUGUUGUUCUACAUUGGUUCUCUAUAUUUCAAAACAUUAAAGCUUACUUGUUUUUUAAAACACUUCAUUCUAAUGUUAUAACAACUUCUAGCCCUAUGUCACUGUUCAACCCCCCGGGGCAUUAACAUUUUCAUGUAUUUCACCUUUUAUCUCACCAUUAAUAAGGUGCCUUUAGGUACUAAGGUUUUCCUCACUGGAAUUCUUCCUUAAAGAUCUCAUUUCUCAACCUCUUUUCCCGACACCACCCACAGCCCCAACCCCAUUUUUUUUGUUGGAAAGCUUCUCAAGUAUACUACAUGUUGUACAUUGCUAUGUAGUACUGAAUGUUUUUAUAUCUAGCUUAAAUAGAUAUGAGCCCACUCCUUAAUGACUUCCCCACUUUGAUCUGGAAUGAAGUCAACCCUGCAAAUAUAUUUUUCUUUGGCUCAAUUACAUUUUUUUUCCUUCUAAGCCUCUGAAGUAUUUGGGGCAUUCUUUAUGUUAAAGAUGCUAUAAAUGCAAAUUUGUAUACACAGUUUUAUUUUUUUAUUUGUGAAUUUACAAAUUACAAACAUGGAAUGUCACAAUUUAUAAAUUACAAUGACUGAAAACUUCACAAACCAUAAAAUACCUUUAUAAAAUUUAAUUAUUCUAUCAAAAGAUGUUUUUGAAGCCAAUUUACAAUUAUACAGAAGUUUGUUUUCUUUGGAUUCAUUAUUUAAUGCAAAAACAGCAAUCAAAUGUUAACCAUUUUGUCAAUACACUUUAUUUCACUGAAAUGUCUGUAUGUUUUGGGCAACAUUGUCAUGUUUGAAAUUUUAUUUUGCUUGUUUGGUUGUAAUUUGAGUUGAAUCCUGUUAAAACUUUGAUUUGCACAUUUUUUAUUUUCUGUAGAAUUCCAUGGCACUCUUGUUUGUACAAAUAAAAUUGUAACAGUUCUAAAUAUUGGGUAACCACCUAUUAAAGCAGUUUCUGUAGAAGUUACCACACUGGAUAAACAACUCUUUUGGAGGAAUGUUUGUCAUCUGGAAUGCAUUUAGCAAUCAGAUGUCCUCUUGUUUUUGUAACUAUUUACUGCCACCAUUCAGAGAUGACAUUAUUGAAAUGUAUGGGUUCUAUUUUUCCACCUUAUGAGGGUUGUUGAUUUAACACAAACAGAUAAAGGAAAACAUAAUCUAAGAAGCUGUAUUCUUUGACCUCGUAUUCAGCAUUCACGUGGAAACUGGUUGCAAGAUAGAAAACUGAAAUACAAGGUCAUUGAAGUGAUUCACUUAAUGGUAAGAGCUCCAGGGAUGAAGUAAUCCUUGCACCCUAUUUAAACGGAAGUCUAAUCAGUCAAGCACAGUAAACAAAGGAAUUGGUAAAGCAAUUUAUUUUUUUAAAUUAUUUUCCUUUUAAAGGGUGUAUCUGCUUGUAUAUCAAUUGUUUAGGUAUUCCACAGUGUUACUUAAGAGCUUUUAUGUUUAUGUUAAAAUGCUUCAUACGUCACCAAGUUGAUGGAAUGUAUGAUCCACUAAGUAUUGGUAUGAAACAAAAUUCAUGUUUACUUCAGAUCCUUCUCUUUUCAACUUGCCAGUUGCAAAAAGAAUGCCAAAACAAACAGUUUUGUGAGGUUCCACUGUUGCAAAAUCAUGCAGCUCUCAAAGUCAAAACCUUCAUCAGGCAAACACGGAAGUUCAUUUGUAUCAUGCUAUACCAGUUGGGAUUCCGGUCCUUAAGAAUUUGGGAUUAUUUGUUCCUCAAUAUAACAGAAUCUUUUAUUUAGAGGAUUGUUCUUCAUUUUCAGCCCAGAAAUAAUUUUAACAAAACAUCAACAGAGUCUCCCCCUUUCUCCCUGCAAUGGUUUCUUGACAAUAUUUUGAUUGAAUUUAAAGUAUACCAGUGGCUAGUAAAUUAGUAAUCAUAGCACAGUGACAGGAAGGGAAAGCUGAUGAUGAUUACAUUAAUUAAUAAUAUCUUGUUGAAUUUGAAGGAUGGUAAUAAUGUUCAUUCUUAACGGGUGAGGAACAGAAUUGUAAAUUACUUGCAAAGGAAUUUAUAGACGUUAGUAUUUUAAAACAAAGCCAUAUGAAACACUGCAGUUUUCAUUGCUCCAAGGAUAAAAAUUUCAAGAAUCUGCCAAGGCAACAGCUGCUAAGUAAGAAAGCACAAGCUCUUAUUCAUACAGCUGAAGUGUUGUGGUGUUCUUGCUGCAACUUGCAUAAGACAAAAUCACCAUGUUGUCCAAUAUCUGAAUUAAGAACAGAAUGAGGCAGUGCUUAUUUCUUCAAAAAAUAUUCCAAUUAGACAUGAUGUGGUUAGACUCUUAAUGACUGAGAAUUUUGCUUGAUUUAGCUUGACGCAUUAAAAUAAGUGUUCACCAGUUAUAGGUCUUUAGCAACAGUGAUAUUUCGUGUCUAUGCUUCCUGGCCAAAGGAACCAGGGCAUGGUUUGCUUGAAUGCUACCAUGGGAACAUAUAUUCAAGUACAGGUACAUAAAUAUGUAGAUAUAUUGCUAAUCUUUCA
This is a messenger RNA of Pristis pectinata (smalltooth sawfish), 10614 nucleotides long. It is a transcript of the gene sncaip, whose product is annotated as synuclein, alpha interacting protein. The record is from RefSeq and is a predicted model, not a curated record. Bases 2125 to 4902 code for a protein of 925 amino acids. The transcript has 10 exons. Lineage: Eukaryota; Metazoa; Chordata; Chondrichthyes; Rhinopristiformes; Pristidae. Gene Ontology annotation, molecular function: ubiquitin protein ligase binding.